AUGAAACAACUGAUACGGUCAAUGGAAACCCAGGCGGAGUGCCAAACAACUUCCUCCAGUUAGAGCCUUUUAUGAGCUUGACUUGAUAAGACAUUGAUGUAAAUUGACAUGUGGUGUUUGGCAAGAGAGGCAAGAAUAGGGGUAUAAAUUGCUGACUCUAGAAAGUUCUAACAUUUUCAAAAUGAAGUGCCUUCUCCUGCUUUCUCUCCUGGGGCUCUCUGGUAGAUAUAUAGUCUUCAUUGUAUUUUAUUUAUAAAUCUUCGAUUAUCUUUUGACAAAGCUUGAUACAAAAAAAAUCUUUAUUAACUAGUCAUAAAAACUGCAAGUUAGAUUUCAGAUAUAGUAAGUUAAUUUUGAUUGAUACCUGACUUAGUUGACCAGCCUAUCACCUGCAUUAAUGUGUCUUCUACAGUGGCUCUGCCUGUCGAUGAUAAUGACAAGAUUGUCGGAGGUUACACCUGUCCUGAGUACAAGGUACCUUAUCAGGUGUCACUGCAUAUCGGUUACCAUUUCUGUGGAGGCUCCCUGAUAAAUACCCUGUGGGUUGUGUCUGCCGCUCAUUGUUACCAAUCGUAAGUAAGACAAUGAAACUCAUUAUGAUAAAAUAACUAUACUUUACCAUUAUUAAUUAUGGUAACUGAGAGAAACAAAGCAUAUAUCUCCUAAAAUAACAAAAAAAUACUAUAUGAGUAAAAUAUUUAUAGCACAUACAUGGUUUAUAGAUAACAAUGAAUUUAGAUAAUAGGUAAUAGGUAAAAAUGUGUGUUUUAUAUAUAUAUAUAUACUUUUUUUUUCUUUUUUUUUUAACCAAAUUCUAACCUGGCUGAAAUUUGAAUCUCUACAUUUUAGUCGUACCGAGCUCAGACUGGGGGAACACAAUAUUAAAGUGCUGCAAGGAUCUGAACAAUUCAUUAAAGCUUCUAAACUAAUUCCUCAUCCCAAUUAUGACCCAGGCAUUCUGGAUAAUGAUAUCAUGUUAAUACGUCUUAAAAAACCAGCCAGGAUUAAUUCCAUGGUCCAGCCUAUCCCUCUGCCAUCCCACUGUGAAUCUCCUGGGGAAAUGUGUCUCAUUUCUGGCUGGGGGAACACUCUGAGCAAUGGAGGUGAGUACAAAAUUGUAUGUACUAAAAACACCAGACAUCAAAGUAGUUUAAACCUCUCUGGAAUAUUCAGGGUUAUUUAAUAAAGUAAGAAUUCAAAGAAUUGAAUUCUUGAGCAUUUAAAAUUUAGGGUCAGAAUAACCAAAUUAAAAGCAUAGUUCAAUUAGAUAAUUUUUCUUUUCAGCUAUUUUGACCUUAAAUGUGAAAUUUACUUUCAAUUCACUUUGAAUUCUCGCUUUAGUGAAUAACCCUGAUAGUUAUAUUGUAUUAUACAAAAUUAAAAUGACCAAUGAUUCUGCAAUUCUGCCAUUUUUAUACUGGCAUUAAAGAACACAAGUCAGUGUUGAAUAAGUGAGCUAUCACAAAAUUAGCACAUUCAAUUUUAUCAUGAUGGAACUAAGGAUGUCAUAUAGGAUGCUCCUUAAAGGACCACUAUAGGCACCCAGACCACUUCAGCUUAAUGAAGUGGUCUGGGUGCAAGGUCCAGCUAGGUUUAACCCUUUUUUUAAAUAAAUAUAGCAGUUUCAGAGAACCUGCUAUGUUUAUAAUAGGGUUAAUUCAGCCUCUAGUGGCUGCCUCAUUGACAGCUGCUAGAGGGCUUCCGCACUGUGAUUUUCACAGUGAGAAGACGCCAGCGUCCAUAGGAAAACCUUGUGAAUGCUUUUUUAUGGACUGGCUGAAUGCGCGCGCUACUCUUGCCGCGCAUGCGCAUUCAGCCGGUGACAGAAGAAGAGGGAGGAGAGGAGGAGGAGAGCUCCCCGCCUGGCGCUGAGAAAGAGGUAAGUUUAACCCCUUCCUCCCCCCAGACCCAGCGGGAGGGGGACCCUGAGGGUGGGGGCACCCUCAGGUCACAUUAGUGCCAGGAAAACGAGUAUGUUUUCCUGGCACUAUAGUGGUCCUUUAAGAAGCGGGGUGAAAAUUCUAGCUUGAAGGAAUUAAAGAAAGCUGUAACUUAGAAUGAUACAUGUAACUCAGUGCUUCAGAUCACCAUUGAUGUUUUUUUUUCCUACAGCUAAUUAUCCUGACCUGCUGCAAUGUCUGGAUGCACCUAUUCUCACUGAUCAGCAGUGCCACGAUGCCUAUCCAGGGGAAAUCACUGAGAACAUGAUCUGUGUUGGGUAUCUGGAGGGAGGCAAGGAUUCGUGCCAGGUAACAAAUCUUUUACCUUUUUCUGGAGAAUUUUAUCACAUAAUUUAUAUGUUGGAUAGCGAAUGCAUUAUUUGAAUCAGUAUUUACAAAUUAGCAAUCAGUUAUUUAUAACUUGUUAUAGGCAGAACAUAUGGUAAUUUUAAUUGUAAUAUUCAAAAUGAAUAUUUGUCGGUUGUUCUUAGCAAAGCCAUUACUUUUCUUUUUCUAAUCAUGUAAGCAUUGCAAUACAGAAAAACGAAAAAAUAAUUGUACAAAAAAACAUUGUAUGGAAAAGGAGAUAUAUAAAUUCUAAAUAAUGCAAUGGAUGAAAGCUUUGUGAUAUUAUAAACAAUGCAGAGAUAAAAGAAUAAGUUAAGCCAUUUACUCUGGCUGCAAAAAAAAGAUGGCCCAGUAGUCAAAGAGGAACAACUCUUAAUUAAAAGUCUGGCUCCAGUAGGCUAGCCUCUAUUUUACAGUGCCCUUCUAGAUAUCUACAAACUUUAAGAAUAGAACCUAAAGUAUUGCAUGGUUUAUGCAUACACAAAAAAAAACUGUUAUCCCUUAAAUGACUUAGUACCACCAACAACACAUACCCAAAAAGUAAGAUGGAGAUACAUCCAACAUCUGCAAUUUAUGGCAAUUCUUCCUAAUUCAUUAAUGUUAAAAAUGCAGCCAAAUGGAAAAAUUGGAGUCUAUAAGAUAUAUUGGGUAAAACGUAGGAAAUAUAUCCUUUAUCACUAUUCUAUUUCAUUAAAAUUUGGGAAUAUAUUAGGUUACAUAUCAUGUUGUCUUGUAAUGAAACAAAUUGUUUUUUAUAAUUAUAAACAUGUGCUCUAUAAAUACUAAUACUCCAAACAUGUAAUAAAUGGUGUUGGAAUAUUGACUUUCAGUCAAUCCAAAUGUUGCCUCAAAUAUUGUACCUUUCUUCCAUGGUGUAGUUGUCCGGAAGUGAAAAAAAAAAUGCUGAGAGAGCUUAAUUACAUUAUAAAGUUGUUAUUCAUUGGUAGCUUACAAACAAAAUCCGUGGCAGUCAUUUUAUUACUUCCUAAAAAUAUAAUUUAUAGAAAAUGAAUAUUAAAUCAUUAAAGUGCAUGUGAUACCAGAGCAUUGAAUGGGCUGCAAGACUGUAACUAUGUGUAAAUGGUUCGUAAAAGUUACAGUAUCUUUUCCAUAAGACGCUAGCUGAGCCAGCCUAGAUACAAUAGGAGACUGUUUAACACUACUUAUGUACUACAACUGAACUUGCAAUCAAUAUAUAUGUAAAUAUACACAAACUCUGUGGAUAUAUUGUGACAGGCUUAUUGUUAAUUAAUUUGUGGAUAUAAUUGAACAUUUGUGGGGAAAAAAAGAAUAAAAGAAUGCCCAUUUAAAUUACUUCUUUAUUUUCCAGGGUGAUUCUGGUGGCCCAGUGGUUUGCAAUGGCGUCUUGCAAGGUGUGGUAUCUUGGGGCAUUGGCUGUGCCCUGCCUGGAUACCCAGGCGUUUACACCAAAGUGUGUAAUUAUACUGACUGGAUCAAUCAAACUGUCUCUAAAUACUAAAUGGAAUAUUCUUUGAAAUAAAUGAACCACAUUCUAAAACAUGUAUUUAAAAUCAUUUAUUGUGCAUUAACUCUUAAAUAGUAUAUGUAAUUUACUGUGACAAAUCUAAAAGAUCCAUAAAGUGUGUCUAAGAACAGGGUGAUCAUAACUUAUUGUUUCUAGUUACAAAGGUUGGCGGAUCUUUACGAUCAGAGUUCAUAUGGCGAAUUUAAUUAAUUCUGUCUCUAACCUACAUAAAUACCUAUAGAUCAUUAUAAUAAUGUUAUGCUAUUGAUUUUAUAGCGUUUGCAUUUUGCUAAUAAACUUUCAGUGCUUCUAUAUGAUUUACAGCUCUCUACCUUACACAAUGUAUAACACUGAUCUAGAAUGUUAACUAUCUUCUCAUAUAUUCUUAAUCCUAAUUGUAUUAGUAUAACACUCCACACCCCAUUAACGUUAUACCACACUCUAAGGAUUAUAUAGAACUCAAAGUCCUCAUGUGGCCAUAAAUAUCACUCUAGGUAGAAGUGGUUUCUGUCAUAUUAUGAAUACAAAUGAGCUUGUCACAGCAUCAAAGUAAAGAUCAUUUUGUUAUAACUGCUGUUUCCAAGCCUCGAUAGCAAGCCUGCAACCAACCUCAUGCUGAUGAGUUGCAUUAACAAUGAAACAGCUGUCCACGAGUGGUUCACUGGCUUUGCAUUUCUUCCUGAGUUGUGUUUCAAAGCUGUUGUAUACAACAAACACAAACUCCAAAGAAUCCAUGUUUAAAAUGGAAUAAUGAGGCAAAACUGUGAUUCUUUGUUGGCCUAAUUUGCAUAUGUCUACCCAGAAUCCUUUGCAGUAGUAACAUCACUGCAUAUGUCAGAUUUCUGUGUGAAAAGCAAGUUUUAUGGCUUGACUGGUGUGUAGAUCUGUGUUUAACAAUGUAUUGACUAUCCACUGACUUCAAAUAGAAGGGGUUUUCAAUCACAAUUUUUCCCCACCAUAACUUUCUUGGUUUAUGUUUCCAAACAAAGUAGACUUGUGCAUAAAUGUAUUUCAGCCGGGUGAAAUGAAUUAAAUUUCUUUUAAUCUAUGGCUGAAUUAAUUGAUCAGUCAGGGAUUCAGCUGUGUAGCCCUAUUCAUUCCGUAAGACUCUGCAGGUAAAUCCUAGAUGGGUCAAUUUAUUCAAGCUACAAUUAAAACAAAUAUGAUUCCUUCAAACCAGCUGAAAUGCAUUUGUGCACAAACAGAGUGAUACCCGUGUAAGCCAAUUCACGCAGACACAAACACACAAUGCAUUUCUGCACAGGUCUACAAGAAAUUAUUUUGAUUUAAAAAAAAAACACCUUUUUUUCUGAUUAUCAUUUGAAAAGUCAGCACUAAAUAUAUAAAAUAAUAAUCUCUGGUUUUGUGCCUCAUAAUAAAAUACCUAAACAAUACAUCUAAAAAUAAGUAGUAUGCAAUUCAUUAAAUUGCAGUAUUUAUUCUCAGAAGAUUUUGGAAAACCGACAAAGGGAACAUUAACUUUUUAAAAAAUUGUAAAAAUUCUUUAUUUUAGUUGUGCAAAGGGUUUACAACAGGCCUGUGAUGCCAUGACAGCCUAUACUCAGACUCCAAGGUUACAUACCGGGUGCUUGGAGUAUAGCAAAUAGGUUAAAACAUCCAAAGUUUAAUGAAAAAUAAAAAAGAUUGUUGACAGCUCAAUGUUUCAGUCCUCCUCUGGGACUUUCAGUCCUCCUCUGGGACUUGUUGUUCCUGAUGAAAGUCCCAGAGGAGGACUGAAACGUUGAGCUGUCAACAAUAUUUUUUAUUUUUCAUUAAACUAUGGAUGUUUUAACCUAUUAAUGAAUCCGUGAGUGCUGGUCACCUUUGCUAUAUGGAUAUAUAUAUAUAUAUAUAUAUAUAUAUAUAUAUAUAAUGUCAGUAGGUAUGGUAGUAUAAGCAUCAAUGUAAGCAGGCUAGGUAACUGACCUAUUGUUAGGUUUAAUAGUAUAACAUAAAAUAACAUGACCACUAGGCAGAGAAUAACAUGUCGUUUUGCCACUGGUUAGAAACUUAAACGUUUAAAAAAACAGUAGAAACAAAUACCACUGUGUCAGGCAAUGAGUAGGAGAGUGAUGUCAGCUUGUGUCACAGUUAUGGCUAAAUUGCAGUAUUUGAGCUUCAGUCCCACCCAAUCGAUUCAUACAUCUCUCAGUGAGUCGCUUACAGGACCUGAGUCCGGUAUCUGCAACCAGGCGUGUUCUUGUCACGAUUUGUGAGUGCCCCCAGCUGGUGUGAGCGAGUUGUGUGCGGACCUUUCUUGCUGUUUUGUGGCCCAUGCAGGUGGUAUUUCACUGGGUGCCCAGAUCUUUUGUGGCGAUGCCCUUUACAAGGCACCCACCUCUGUGCUCUCCCUGCUGGCUUCGCUUUUGUAUUUCACCCCUCGUGUCUCAGCUGAGAAUGCCCGCAGUGGGGGGCCCCCGUGUCCCAUGGUAGUUGUGGACAGGUGA
Pelobates cultripes (western spadefoot toad) is the source of this 6221-nucleotide messenger RNA. The record is from the annotation of a GenBank genome assembly. Lineage: Eukaryota; Metazoa; Chordata; Amphibia; Anura; Pelobatidae.